Microtus ochrogaster (prairie vole) is the source of this 3630-nucleotide messenger RNA. RefSeq names its product regulator of G protein signaling 11 (gene Rgs11). Gene Ontology annotation, cellular component: plasma membrane; cytoplasm; neuron projection. Bases 1522 to 2925 code for a protein of 467 amino acids. Gene Ontology annotation, molecular function: GTPase activator activity. The record is from RefSeq and is a predicted model, not a curated record. Gene Ontology annotation, biological process: G protein-coupled receptor signaling pathway; intracellular signal transduction; positive regulation of GTPase activity. The transcript is spliced from 16 exons. NCBI's taxonomy places the organism in Eukaryota, Metazoa, Chordata, Mammalia, Rodentia, Cricetidae.
CGCACCGCGCCGGAACCCCGUCGUCCCCGCCGCGCCCCGCGCCGGGACGCGUAGCCAGGGACCCAGGGCCGCCCCACCCCCACGGGGAGUCGGGUCCCCCGGGAUCCCCUAGGCGGGGCGUGCCGGCCAGGGACGCCAAGUGGAACAGGUGCGACGCCCCCACGUCCCUGGACUCCCAUUAUCAGCAGGCGGCGCAGGGCACACCUGGAGCCCCGCAACCCUCCACCUGCUCCCUUCUUCUUGUCUGGGCAAAGGGGACUCCCGGGGCCUAUUAGCCUCCAGCUGGGCCACACCCUGUUGGUUCUGGGCGCCCACACACUGAAGUGCAGUCUGGGCCACACAGAGUCAAGGAUCCCUUAAAGCUUAUUGGUGCAGACUGUGAAUGUGGGGUGGGGGAUGUGUCUGUGGGGACCUGGGACUCAGGAAAUUCUGCAGGUUCCUAUGACCAGGAAAAGAAAGGAUGCUGAAGAAACAGAAAGUGGAUGCUGAGAGAUUUCUUAAUCUUGACAUCCAGAGGAGCUCUAGGGAUGGGAGGGGAUGUUGGUUAGCCAAGGCAGAUGGCUGGUGAGCUGGGCCUUCAGCUGAAGACUGCAGAACUAAAGGCCUGGAUCUGAGUAAGGAAGUUGUUGAAAGGAGUGUUUUUCCUCUCUGGAGAGAACCAGGGAUCAACCCACCUUUGCUUUUCUGAGUGGCAGGGACCAUGAACGCUGAAGCACUGGGCUAGUGGUCAUACUGCCUACUACCUUUCCAAAGCAAAACCCUUCAAGAAGGCCCAGGAUUCCAGGGAGACCACCCCUGCCCUUCAGGGAGUGUGUAGUGUUAGACACUGAAAUUACUUGUCCUUAGCUGAGGAUGGCUUCAGCUGCCAGCAGCCAGAAACCUCCAGAGAAUGCCUACUCAUCCAGGGAGGACUGCUGUCCUUUGGUCAGCCUGACCUUAUGUGUAGGUGAAGCAGGGGGCAGGAGAAGGCUAGGAUCUACAGCAGAUGUAACAUAUCUAGGCACUCUCCAGUCUCCUGAUCCAUUGGGAUCAACUCAAAUAACAUAUUGAAGGUUCCUGGCCUCAGUAAGGCAAAUUCUCCCUCCUUUGGCUCCAAGCAUCCCUUGGGUAGGGAAGAGAAAGAGGGCACCCUAUCCUCAGGAAAGAAAGAACCCAUUUGUGCCUUUUUAUAAAUGGUCAUUAAUCCUGCCAGGUGUGGGUUACAUCAUACCACUCUAUGGCUCCACCAUGGCCAUACAUGGUGCCACAUACCUGAAAGGGUACCCUUGGGCCAGUCAAACUACAGCCUUGAUCCCACAUCCCUGACUCUGCUGGCCCCUGCACUCCUUAAGAUGGAUAGAGUAGUGCCUACCAAGACCCUAAAACGCUGCUCCCAACCUGGUCCACCUAAUCACAGACGCCUCUGCUGGAGUUCUCCAUCCCUUGUAAGGUUCAUCCUUUCUUACUGUCUCCACCCUGAUGAAAACCUGUCCUUUUCCAGAGCUUUGGUGAAAUGCCCCAUCUCCAAGACCAAGCCCUGAGAUGGAGCGGGUGAUCGUGAGUAUGCAGGACCCUGACCAGGGCGUGAAGAUGCGGAGCCAGCGCCUUUUGAUCACCGCCAUUCCCCACGCGGUAGCGGGUGAGACUCGUGGACACCCUGGGGGAGCAGGGCGCCGCGGUCUCCGCCCACUUCGCCUCUCCCGUGCAGGCAGAGAUGUCGUGGAAUGGCUGGUUCAGAAGUUCUGCAUCUCCGAGGAGGAGGCCCUGCACCUGGGCACACUCCUGGCUCAGCAUGGCUACAUCUACCCACUGCAUGAGUCCCGAGACUUGACGCUCCGGCCUGAUGAGACGCCCUAUAGGUUCCAGACACCCUACUUCUGGACAAGCACUCUGUGGCCAGCUGCUGAGCUGGACUAUGCCAUCUACCUGGCUAAGAAGAACAUCCAAAAACAAGGGGCCCUGGUGGACUACGAGAAGGAACAUUAUACCCAGCUGCACAAGAAGAUCAACCAUGCCUGGGAUCUAGUAGUGAUGCAGGCUCGAGAGCAGCUGCGGGCAGCAAAGCAGCGCAGGAAGGGAGACAGGCUGGUCAUUUCGUGUCAGGAGCAGACAUAUUGGCUGGUGAACAGGCCCCCUCCUGGGGUACCAAACAUUCUGGAGCAGGGUCCUGAGAGGGGCUCUUACAACUCCAGCCGAGUACAGAUGAGCUCGGAUUUCUAUAAGUGUGAGAUCGAGCGCUUCAGGAAGGCAUUGGGCAGGAACCGGGUGAAGUCUUCUGUCUGCCUCGAGGCGUACCUGAAGUUCAGCAGCCAGCAUGGCCCGCACGAUCCCAUCUUGUCAGGAUGCCUGCCCAGCAACCCUUGGAUCACAGAUGAUGUCACCUACUGGGCCAUGAAUGCGCCCAAGGUGGCUGCCCCCACAAAGCUCCGUGUGGAGCGAUGGAGCUUCAGCUUCCGAGAGCUCCUGGAUGACCCCGUGGGGCGUGGCCACUUCAUGGACUUUCUCCAGAAGGAGUUCAGCGCGGAAAACCUCAGCUUCUGGGAGGCUUGUGAGGAGCUGCGCUUUGGCGGGCAGGCCCAGGUCCCUGCCCUGGUGGAUGCUGUCUACCAGCAGUUCCUGGCCCCUGGAGCUGCCCGCUGGGUCAACAUUGACAGCCGGACAAUGGAGUGGACCCUGGAGGGGAUGCGCCAGCCUCACCGCUAUGUCCUCGAUGCGGCCCAGCUGCAUAUCUACAUGCUCAUGAAGAAGGACUCCUACCCGAGGUUCCUGAAGUCUGACAUAUACAAGGGCCUGCUGGAGGAAGCUGUGAUUCCAUUGGAGACGAAGCGCCGGGCAUUCCCAUUCUUGCGGAAACCUCUGCACUCAAGCCCCAGCCCUGUUCUUCAAUCUACCCCUGAGGAGCCUGCAGUGACCAGCACCCCUGCAGGUGGCAACGGAAAGCAAUAAUUGGAUCUUGCCAGUCACCUCACUUUACUUGUGGGGUCAUGCUUUCCUGGACACUGGGCCCCCAGCACUGGUAUCGCCCUGUGUAGAGAGCCCAGCCUAACUAUAAGGCCCUUGGGCCUCCACUAAGGAAAUCCUCCCCUGCCUAGAAGGGACUGGUCCAGCCACUGAUUCCUAGUGAAGAGAUUUCAUUGGCUGAACCCUACCAAGACAGGACUUGUUCCUAGAAGGUAAUUCUCAAAGUUUCUGGUAUUCUGUCAUCUUAAGUUCAAAACUAGGUGGCCAUCUCUUCUCUAGAAUGUCAAGUUAGUGACCCAUGAAGAGAUACUGGUCUCCGGUUAUGCCAUCCUAUUCAGGAGGGCUCCAACACUGUGUGGGUUCCUUGUUCUGCUGGAGCUUCUUAGUAGACAGUAUCUGCAGGUACCACAUUCACCACUGUACAUGGCUUCUCUUCCACUCGUCUUACCAGAUCUGUAGAAAGGCAACUCCACGCUGCUGUCCUGGUUGUGAUGCUCCCAGAACCCCUAGGGAAGGUCUUUGCCAAGGAACAGUCUCCCUCUCCAGGCUGCCCCAAGCCGCUAGCAUUGCCAUCCCUGCCCCAGAGCUAGAAACAGAUACCUCCUUCUGCCAUGCAGCUCCCACCAGGGUUGUCCCCCAGUCUCUGCUCACAACUCAUUUCUACAGAAAUAAAAGAUUCAAGCCCUUGCA